AUGACGACCAGACGCAGUUCUGCCAGGCUUGCACGCGGUGCGUCGGCCACUCAAGCUCGAGACGACGAUGAGACGACCACAGCAUCAAUUCCAGGUCCGACUCCAAGAUCUACUCGUCGUACUACAAGAACGUCAUCCAUAAUAGUCGAGGUUGCUAUUCCAGCCAAAGCGAAAGAUUCCCUAUCAACUGCCUCGUCACUUUCGCCGCCAUCGGUCGAUUCGACCUCACGCGAGGACAGCAUUCUUGAUACCCCCGCUACAAGCGUUCCCGUCUCCCCGCCAGAAUCUGAUAACAAUACUAGUAGAAAGACCAGAAAAAGGGUCAGUGCCUCGAGAAGAGCCCUGCAGCUCCGUGCCAGUGCCCUUGCUCUGCCUUCGUCUGCGUCUACAAGCUCCACCCGAGGAAAGAGAACUGUCUCUCAAAUGCUCGCUACUGAGUCAUCUGAUGCGGCAUUGGCUCGUGAAUUGCAACUUGAAGAAUAUGGAGGAAGUAAAAUCAAACGUCAACGGAAUACUCUCGAUACAGCAGACUUCACGCCCAUGGUUCAAGACUCAGAGGAUGAACUAUUGCCUGACUGGGAUGAGCAAAUGUCUCCUCAAUCCAGCCGCCGGCGAUCCUUACGCUCUCGACCUAAAUCUCAGACAAAGAAUGCCGGUGAUAUGCGUAUGCUAGAUGAUGGGCAUGGUACGGACGAUGCAGACGACUAUGCAUAUUCUCCAUCUGACGAUGAUGCAAGCGAGGCGGACGAAGCGUCUCCUGAAGUAGAGGAGGAAGUUCCAGUUGUUACGCCCCCCGCGACUCGACGAGCUCGAAAUCCUAACAAUUCACUUCGCAGCCGGGUCCGAGCUCGAGCUCUAAGAGAGACAGAGACAGCGCUUCCUUAUCACAUGGGCCGCCGGGCAGCGAGAGAGCGUAGAAAGCUGGAGAAGCAACAUCCGUUGAUAACCACCAUGUGGAAAGAUCUGGAAAACAUGCCAGCAAUCGUUCCUCAGCAGGCAGAACAGCCAGCGGGCAUUAGCCGCAAACUCAAGUCUUUUCAACUGGAAGGCCUCAACUGGAUGAUGCAACAGGAAAAGACCCAAUACAAAGGAGGAUUGCUAGGCGACGAGAUGGGCAUGGGGAAGACAAUCCAAGCGGUGUCCUUGCUCAUGUCUGACUACCCUGUGGGCAAGCCAUCUCUAGUUGUAGUGCCUCCUGUUGCUUUGAUGCAAUGGCAGUCAGAAAUCAACGAAUACACUGAUGGCAAACUGAAGGUGCUCGUUUAUCACAACUCAAACCAUAAAGUGAAGCAUUUGAAAAGAAAGGACCUCCUUGCUUACGACGUUAUCAUGAUUUCAUAUUCUGGCCUGGAGUCAAUGUACCGCAAAGAAAUGAAAGGCUGGAAUCGAGAGGAUGGCAUUGUAAAAGAAGACAGUGUGAUACAUUCAAUUGAUUUCCAUCGUCUGGUUCUCGACGAAGCACACAGCAUAAAACAACGUACAACCAGUGUUGCUCGUGCAUGCUUCGCAUUAAAAUCCACGUAUAAAUGGUGCCUGUCAGGAACUCCAGUUCAGAAUCGCAUUGGCGAGUUCUUCUCUCUACUUCGUUUCCUUGAAGUUCGCCCAUUUGCAUGCUAUUUCUGCAAAGUGUGCAAAUGUCAGGAGCUACACUGGUCUCAAGACGCCGAAAAGAGAUGCACACAUUGCCAUCACAGUGGAUUCAGUCAUGUGUCGGUCUUCAACCAGGAAAUCCUCAAUCCAAUCACGGAAAGCCAUGGACAGGCUCGCCAGGAUGCCCUACGCAAGCUCCGUCUUAUCACGGACCGAAUCAUGCUUCGACGUCUGAAAAGAGAUCAUACAUCGUCAAUGGAACUUCCACCUAAGCGUGUCAUUAUACACAAUGAGUUCUUCGGCGAGAUUGAACGCGACUUCUCUACCAGUAUCAUGACCAAUACUACUCGACAGUUCGACACUUACGUUAGCCGUGGUGUCAUGCUUAACAACUAUGCCAACAUUUUCGGAUUGAUCAUGCAAAUGCGGCAGGUAGCAAACCACCCAGACCUGAUUCUUAAGAAGCACGGUGAAGGCGGGCAGAAUGUGCUAGUUUGCAACAUUUGUGACGAACCUGCUGAAAGCCCAAUUCGGUCUCGAUGUCAUCAUGAAUUCUGUCGUCAGUGUGCUAAAGACUAUAUGCGUUCCUUUGAUGCGGAUUCGGUUGUUGACUGCCCUCGGUGCCAUAUCCCUUUGUCAAUUGAUUUCGAGCAGCCUGAGAUUGAGCAAGAAGAGGACGUGGUUAAGAAAAACUCGAUCAUCAACCGGAUCCGAAUGGAGGACUGGACGUCAUCUACGAAGAUUGAGAUGCUCGUAUACGAUCUAUACAAGCUACGAAGCAAGAAGCAGACGCACAAGUCGAUUGUCUUCUCGCAGUUCACUUCGAUGCUGCAAUUAGUCGAAUGGCGUCUGCGCCGAGCCGGCUUCAAUACGGUCAUGUUAGACGGCAGUAUGACUCCAGCGCAACGUCAGAAUUCUAUCGACCAUUUUAUGAAGAACGUCGAUGUCGAAGUCUUCUUAGUCUCUCUCAAGGCUGGUGGAGUGGCUUUGAAUCUUACAGAGGCAUCUCGGGUCUUCAUUGUCGAUCCAUGGUGGAAUCCUGCAGCUGAAUGGCAAAGUGCUGACAGAUGCCAUCGAAUCGGGCAACGCCGGCCCUGUGUCAUAACACGACUCUGCAUUGAGGACUCGGUGGAAUCACGUAUGGUUGCUCUUCAGGAGAAGAAGGCCAACAUGAUCAACGGCACUAUCAACAAAGACCAGGGAGAUGCGCUAGAGAAACUGACUCCGGAAGACAUGCAGUUCCUGUUCCGAGGCUCGUAA
Molecule: messenger RNA, 2850 nt
Organism: Talaromyces stipitatus ATCC 10500
Lineage: Eukaryota; Fungi; Ascomycota; Eurotiomycetes; Eurotiales; Trichocomaceae
Product: DNA excision repair protein Rad16, putative
Exons: 10
Coding region: 1-2850 (949 amino acids)
Molecular function (GO): metal ion binding; ATP binding; ATP-dependent chromatin remodeler activity
Source: RefSeq, a predicted model, not a curated record